Molecule: messenger RNA, 1846 nt
Organism: Penicillium subrubescens
Lineage: Eukaryota; Fungi; Ascomycota; Eurotiomycetes; Eurotiales; Aspergillaceae
Product: F-box protein
Exons: 2
Coding region: 1-1779 (592 amino acids)
Molecular function (GO): protein binding
Source: RefSeq, a predicted model, not a curated record
AUGAAGCUUUCCGACCUUCCAUCGGAAAUAAUCUGCAAUAUUGCGUUACAUAUUCCAACGGCCAAUGGAAUCACACGCCUAGCACGAACCUGCCGUCGAAUAUAUAGAAUCAUCACUGCCGAAGAGUCAUGGCUAUUUCGAGCAUUUGUGCAAACGAGAUUUCCAGCGAUUCAAACACCACCAUUCUGGAAAGAUGCAGCAUGUGCGCUUACAUCGCGCUCACGCGCGGUCGAUCGACUGGGUGUAAUUGGGCGAUUCGUGAUCUUGCCUGAAACCAUCACUCGUGUUGGAAUUCAAGAAGAGACCCGACAGGAUAAUCCCACCAUGGGCUAUCGCCCUCCUAUCGACUCCUAUGAGACCUGGAAUGGCCAGUCCUGGGCUGAUAGGAAAGAAGUCCUUGCAUGGGGUGCCGGUGAAAAACUCUUGAUGCGAACCAAGCAAUCCGGAAAACAUCACCGAGACGAGUGGAUCUUAUUCAACGACGUGGAUGAGCCCAGCAGCCAUGAUGAUAUUCUAGGCUUGCACCUCCUGCAACCAGAGCAUGGCAAAGAGAAUGAAGUUGAAAAUGUGAUCUUUGGACGGAGACAGGGCGAUAUUCGCCACAUCGCUCUCUCCACGAGCGUUGCAAGCCAUGAGUAUAAGAAGACGUUUCAGACCGAAGGAUUGGAACUCAACGAGACAGACUUGAUGCAUGGCUCCAAUCCAAUACUGUGUGCUCAGUUUCUUCAAGGUUCAACUGCACUUUAUCAUACUUCUACCGACGGUGAAGAUGUCCAACCGUUUGCGUGGAUUCGCCCGGAGCGAUCUUCUCGUGGCCGGAAGGCGAAGCUGCUUUCAUCGUCGCGGAUUGCUGUGGCUACUAUGGACGCUAAAGACUCUCUGGUUGUUUCAAGAAUUUCGCCGGACGGCAUCUUUCCCGAAGAGACAAUAGGAAUAUCUUCCCAGGAAGUGGAAGAUAGAUUGGGCGAUUAUACUUGUCAGGCCAUCAGCGCCAUCGAGCCCCUCAACAACCAUCCCUUGGCUGGGUCACCUGGUGAUGUUUUUCUUGCUGCAUGGGGCGACCGCAAAGUCCGCCUUCACGAUCUCAGGUCUCCCCGGGCCUAUGAAACAACAUACGAAGAUCCCACAGACGACAAUUUUAUAUACAGUGUGCGGGCGUUUGGACACGACCGAUUUCUAGUUGGAUCCGGGGGCAAUGCCCUGAUUAAACUAUUCGAUCUCCGCUGCACGAGCUACAGUUACCUGGAAGCCCAGGGUGCUCGACCAAAAGCCCCCAGCAACGUCCCAAUUGCCCACAACCAUGGCCAGUAUCCAAGCAAGGAUUUUAACAUUUUCCUUUCUGCCCAACCGCCUGCCAUCUUCAACCGACAUAUCAAUUCCCGUCGGCGCAGGGCUUAUCCGUACCGAGGUCCCAUAUACAGCAUGUCCAUGCCCUCGCCAUCCUCACCAACCGUCUACACCGGUGUAGCAGGUGGACUCAUCCGGCUUGACUUUGCAUCAACGGACGACCUGACCGGGCCAGCCAAGGAGUGGUACGACUGCAAUCUCAAUCUUGGCUUUGAUGCAGAGAUGAAGCCAGCAGAUGGGUCUAGCUUUUUCACGGUGGCGGGAUAUGAGAGACCGGAUCAACGUGAUUUGAGUACUACCUCGAAGUUGAGAAAGCAGCAUAGCUCCUGGAAGUUCGGUCUCGAUGACUCUCGGAGGGAUGUGGUGACUGGUUGGGAUCAUCGGUGGGAGGCGUUAGAGAAGCCUGGGGCCUGGCGGCGACAGGAUGGCUAAAGUCUAGAAUUGCAUAGUAUACCGCAUCCUUACAUAGACUACAUAGAUAGACUUAGAUGGAAACAGG